AUGAAAACAGAUAAUUCUCAAUCACAGAAUAAUCUUUAUCUUGAAUAAUUUCCAUCUUUUUAUAUCUUUAGUAUUAAUUAACUCAAGAUAAAACUAAUAAUUUAUGAUUUAGAUGAAGAUAUUUAGAAUCUUAAGAGAGAGAACCUUGAAUCAAAGUUUCAACAACAAUAGAGCUCUUUAAAAAAAUAACAGAGACCCAAGGAAUCCCGUUAAUAAUAUUCUUUCUAGGUUGGUUAAGUGACUUAUGAACACUUUUGUAAGCUGAACUCUUAGAGUACUAACUAUGCUGAACUCACUAUGGAUUAUGAAUAAACUGUUUUUAGAGGAAAACCUUUGUACAAAAAGUUCGUCAGAAUUAUAAAAGGUUACUUGAGGAUAAAAUUAAAUAUACGCACUAAAAGAAAAUAUAAGAUAGAGAGAAAUAGAAGAAAUGGUGUUGAAUAUGUUAUCACUAUGUACCUAAUUUCUGAGAAAAAUAUGAACCAAGACUCAUUUGAAAACAGUUGCUAAAGAAAUUUGUUAUUUUGA
Molecule: messenger RNA, 528 nt
Organism: Tetrahymena thermophila SB210
Lineage: Eukaryota; Ciliophora; Oligohymenophorea; Hymenostomatida; Tetrahymenidae
Exons: 3
Source: RefSeq, a predicted model, not a curated record